Molecule: messenger RNA, 966 nt
Organism: Clonostachys rhizophaga
Lineage: Eukaryota; Fungi; Ascomycota; Sordariomycetes; Hypocreales; Bionectriaceae
Source: the annotation of a GenBank genome assembly
AUGUCGAAAAACGGCAAGAAGCAGCCGGCCACUGCGGCGACCAACCUCGUUGCUGGAGGUGGUGCUGGUAUGAUGGAAGCACUCGUGUGCCACCCUCUCGACACAAUCAAGGUCCGCAUGCAGCUGUCGCGGCGCGCGCGUGCCCCUGGAGCUCCGAGCCGAGGCUUCAUUCGCACCGGCGCCGAGAUCGUCAAGAAGGAGACCCCUCUCGGCUUGUACAAGGGUCUGGGCGCAGUCCUGACGGGCAUCGUUCCCAAAAUGGCCAUCCGCUUCACCUCGUUCGAGAGCUACAAGCAGUGGCUGGCCGACAAGGACACCGGCGUCGUCUCCGGGUCCAACAUCUUCCUCGCCGGCCUCGCCGCCGGUGUGACCGAGGCCGUCGCCGUCGUCACCCCCAUGGAGGUCAUCAAGAUCCGCCUGCAGGCCCAGCACCACUCCAUGGCCGACCCCCUAGACGUCCCCAAGUACCGCAACGCCGCCCACGCCCUCUACACCGUCGUCAAGGAGGAAGGCUUCGGCGCCCUGUACCGCGGUGUCAGCUUGACUGCCCUGCGCCAGGGCUCUAACCAGGCCGUCAACUUCACAGCAUACACCUACUUCAAGGAGUGGUUGUACAAGUUCCAGCCUCAGUACGAGGGCGGCAACCUCCCCAGCUACCAGACCACCCUGAUUGGACUUGUGAGCGGUGCCAUGGGUCCCCUGAGCAAUGCACCCAUCGACACCAUCAAGACGAGACUGCAAAAGACGCCUGCCGAGCCCGGCUCCAGCGCAUGGUCCAGAAUAUCCAGAAUCUCUGCUGAGAUGUUCAAACAAGAAGGAUUCCACGCUUUCUACAAGGGCAUCACCCCACGUAUCAUGCGUGUGGCCCCUGGCCAGGCCGUCACAUUCACUGUUUACGAGUACCUGAGAUCCAAGUUAGAAAAGAGUAGUUUCUCAUCAUUUAACGGAGGCAAGUACGAGGAGUAA